AAGAUAAUUGGCUUAUUUGCCCAGUUGUUAGUCUUUGAGGUUGCAAGUUUGACGGGUCAGCUAAACCAGAUGGUGGACCGUGAGUCCGGUUAUGCGGCUCCUUUUGCUCGUCGCCCAGCAACAUGGUCUGAACUGUGACUCGACUAAGGUCGAUGACACAGGUCUCGGGUUCUUUUUAGUGUCUUUUUGUAUCCCAUGAGGGUGCGAAAACCCUUUGAUCGCCGGGACCCCAGAUAGUCCUUUGUUGCCAUUACUUUAUGUUGUGUUGACAUUGGCCGGGGAAAAAGACUAUUGUGUGAAUUAACAGAAAAUGGAUCCGUAGGUGCCAUCAUUAUUAGAUCGCGUUACUUUUUAGCGCAUUCAUUAAGCAUCGGUUAUGCAUGAGCAGGCAUGGGAAAAUUAUUUUGAUCUGUUCAAGGAUUCUGAAGGCUCGGUAAUAGUCGUCAUCAUCAUCAUUAAUAAAGGGAUCUGAAUGGUUGUUAAAUCCUUUACAGGAAAGAGUUCCGGAGGCCGGUGAACAAAAAAUAAUGAUUAUGCGAUCUUGCUUUUCUUUAAAAAAGAAUAUAUUAUAACCUAUUAUUAAAGUUACAUUGAAUGGAAAAGUUCCGUAGUCCUGAAAAGGCUCUAAUUUUCAUUUACUUCGAAGCACCAUGCUGUUUCCUUGACUCUCUAGGCAACAAAUCUUAGAUUUGAGUCCCUGGCACAGCUGUGUGUGGUUGACCCACCCAGAAUUCCAUUCCUACCCACUGCAACCAAGUAAUAUCUACCUUUCAUUUACUAUUUUGACCAUUGUUUGCCGGAUAAAUACCAACCAGCUGAACAGUCGGCAGUUGUGACAUUCUCACUAGAAAGAUCAGGGUAUUGGAAGAGAAGCAAGAGACACAGGCGGCUACCGCAGGAUCAGCAGGAUGUCAAAAGGGCCGAUGGCAGAUUGCCCAACUCCUCCCUCGCGUGAUCAAGGAAAAUCUAUUUGCCUGUCACAUUUCCAUUUUCCACGCAAUUCAAUUCAUUUCAUUGCGCAGGCGCAGAUCGCCCAUUUCCCUCGCAUUUUCAACGCAUUUUCCUACUAAUUAUGCGGGCUUCGGAUUUCGUAUCAAAUUAUAAACUUAUGCUGGCUGCCAGCUGGGUUGGAGCUAACGGAUAUUCCAGCCCAUUCUGCCCUCAGCCCUCAAGUCCUUUCGUAUUCGUUGUCGUACCGGCAAUCCUCGGAAGUAAUCGCAGGGGAAGGAGUAGCCCAGACAGAUGCGAGUGUCUUUCUCUUAUUUCGACACGGCACAUUUCCUAUAUUCGAGCAAGGGAAUGCGGAUCGUCCUGUCGUCCUUUUGCCCUAUAUCUGUCCUUAUCCUGCCCCUUGUCCUGCUAGGCAUUGAACCCUCCUCGUGCUGUCUUAAACUACAAUUGCAACAUUUGCGCGCGCUAAAAAAAUGUAUUUUCUAUAUGAGCCCGACGUCUUGACAAAUACACCGAUAAGACGUCUAGGGAUAAGGAAUUGUGGCACGAACCACCACCAAAGCAAGCCAAGGUGAAGAAUGUCUUUGUAUCGAAUAUGAAAUACCCUAGAAAAAGAAGGAUAAUGUCCUUCCAUGAUACAAUUUGUAUAACUUCCAUUGUAUAAUUUGUUAAUACCAUGAUACAAAUUUUUUGAUAUAAACUAUUAAAUUAGGCACUUAGAUUGGAAGUUGCUUCUAUGGUUUUCUAGUAUACUUUUUAUUGGUUAUUUUAAAUGAAACUAUUAAGUAAAAAAGAAAACUAUAUGGAACUAAACUAAGAACAUGGUUUCCUUAUAGUGGCAACAUAAAUACCCCACACCGUCUAGGGUACAAGCCACAGACAAUAACAAAGGAUCCUUGAUCGAGGGUUGUUUUCUGUGCCGUCUCCCUCACACCUUGUCGCCAUCUCACUUUCGCCCAUUUGAGCAGCUGACGGCGAUGUCUGCCUCCGUGAUCCUGGGCAGAAGGUGAGUUUAGUUAGGUUUUGACAGCGGAACGCGUAGGUUCAGUGAAACGGGAAGCAACGGGAAGCGGGUUAUUAGUGUAGAAUAGAAACAGACCAAGCCAAGUACAGCAAAAUUUUUAAACGGACUCAGACAAUUUGUUAAAUCUUUUUACCAAGAAAAAGUCAAAGUAACCAAACCAAAAACCAAAAAAGUUAAAGUUGUGUUUAUGUUUGAUCAUUGAGUUUUUGUUAUUACCAAAAAAAAGUUAUACGAGCGUUGUUAACAGUAACUGAGACAUCGGAAGAAAGAAUCGAAACAAAUCUAUUCACCACAAGUUAAAGAUUGAAAAACAAAGUACGAAAAUGUCCUUCUCCAAGGCCAAGUUGAAGCGCUUCAAUGAUGUGGAUGUGGCCGUUUGCGGCUCGCCAGCUGCCUCGAACAGCUCGGCAGGAUCGGCGGGCAGUGCCACGCCCACUGCAGCUGCUGCUGCUGCACCCACUGUUCAACCGGAGCGUAAGGAGCAGAUUGAGAAGUUCUUCAAGGAUGCGGUGCGCUUUGCCUCAAGCUCGAAGGAGGCCAAGGAAUUCGCCAUUCCCAAGGAGGACAAGAAGUCCAAGGGUCUAAGGCUGUUCCGUACCCCAUCGCUGCCACAGCGUCUUCGCUUCCGCCCCACUCCAAGCCAUCAGGAUGUGGCAAGCGGCAGCGCCAGUGGCGCCUCCACUGCUGCCUCCACCCCCUUGCACUCGGCAGCCACCACGCCGGUGAAGGAGGCCAAGUCCGCCAGCCGCUUGAAGGGCAAGGAGGCCCUGCAGCAGGAGAUCCGCCACAAGAACGAACUGAUCGAGAGCCAGCUGAGUCAGUUGGAUGUCCUGCGCCGCCAUGUGGAGCAGCUGAAGGAGGCCGAGGCCAAGCUGCGCGAGGAGCACGAACUCUCCACCGCCAAAAUGGAGCAGAUGAUUGAGGCUUUGACAGGCGAGAAUCUCUCGCACAAGUCCCUGAAUGAACAGAUGUCCCGGGAGCACUCCGAACUCCUGGAGCGAUUCGCCAACAUGGAGCAGCAAUUGCACCAGCAGCGGGAGGAGCACGAGCGCCAGGUGGACACCCUGAUUGCUGAGAGUGAGGCUCUGCGUCUGGCCAACGAGCAGAUGCAGGCGGCAAGCGACGAGCGGGCCUCCCACCAGGAGCAGCUUCAAAACCAGCUGGCCGAGCUCCAGAUGGAGGUGGCCCAGGCCAAGGAGCGUUGCACCAUGGAGCAGGCUAAGACCGCAGAGAACAUCGUGUUGGUGGAAGAUCUCCAACAGAGCAAUGCUUCGCUCCUGGCUGAGGUGAGCCAACUGAAGAAUCAGAUCGAACAGGAUGCUCUGAACUAUGGCCAGGAGGCAAAGAGCACCCAGGCGGAGUUGGAGUGCCUGAAGGUUGAGCGCAAUACCCUGAAGAACGACCUGGCCAACAAGUGCACACUCAUCCGUUCGCUGCAGGACGAGUUGCUGGACAAGAACUGCGAGAUUGAUGCCCACUGCGACACCAUCAGGCAGCUGUGCCGGGAGCAGGCUCGCCAGGCGGAGCAACAGCAGGCGGUGGCCAAGGUGCAGCAGCAGGUGGAGAGCGAUCUGGAGGGCGCCGUGGAGCGUGAGAAGACCUACUGGCGCGCCGAGCUGGACAAGCGCCAGAAGCUGGCCGAGAACGAGCUCAUCAAGAUCGAGCUCGAGAAGCAGGAUGUGAUGGUGCUGCUGGAGACCACCAACGAUAUGCUGCGCCAGCGAGACGAGAAGCUCCAGAAGUGCGAGGAGCAACUGCGAAACGGCAUCGACUACUACAUCCAGCUGAGCGAUGCCCUGCAGCAGCAGGUCGUGCAACUGAAGCAGGACAUGGCCAAGACCAUCACGGAGAAGUACAACUACCAGCUGACCCUGACCAACACUCGGGCCACCGUCAACAUUCUGAUGGAGCGACUGAAGAAGUCGGACGCCGAUGUGGAGCAAUUCCGAGCGGAGCUUGAGUCUGUGCAGCUGGCCAAGGGCGCCCUGGAGCAGAGCUACCUGAGCCUGCAAGCGGAUGCGGAGCAACUGCGUCUACAACUGACCGAGAGCCAGGAGGCACUCUCUGCCUUGAGAUCCUCUUCCCAGACGCUGCAGGGCGAGGUAUCGUUGAAGGAGUCCAUGCUCCAUGAACUGCUCGCCGGCGAGGCAGAGACUUUGGCCAAAUUCAAUCAGAUUGCUAACUCGUUCCAGGAGCGAAUCGACGGGGAUGCCCAGCUGGCCCACUACCACGAGCUGCGCCGCAAGGACGAGACCCGCGAGGCCUACAUGGCCGACAUGAAGAAGGCCCUGGACGAGUUCGCCACCGUGCUGCAGUUCGCCCAGCUGGAGCUGGACAACAAGGAGCAGAUGCUGGUUAAGGUGCGCGAGGAGUGUGAGCAGCUGAAGCUGGAGAACAUUGCCUUGAAAUCGAAGCAGCCAGGCUCCGGUGCCGCUCUCCUGGGCACCCCCGGCAAGGCCAACCGCUCCAACACCACCGACCUGGAAAAGAUCGAAGAUCUGCUCUGCGACUCGGAACUGCGUGCCGAGUGCGACAAGAUCACCUCGUGGCUGCUCAACUCCUCGGAGAAGUGCGUGCGCCAGGAUAACAGCAGCGAGAUCAGUGAGCUGCUCUCCUGCAAAUCCUCGCCUCGUCCCGCCCCACGCACUCCCAAGGCCACUCCGGCCACGCCCCGCAGCCCCAGGACACCGCGCACUCCCAAGUCGGCGGCCAGCACGCCGAAGAAGACGAUCCUGUUCGCCGGCAAGGAGAACAUGCCCAGCCCGCCCCAGAAGCAGGUGCUUAAGGCGCGCAAUGUCUAGGCUUCUCCUUUAGGCCACCAUUUCCUAUAAUGUACUACUUUAAAUUAUGUCCUAGCUAAGAUCUGAUUUGAAAAAUAUAUUUAAUACAUGCAUGUUGCAUACAACCAGA
Molecule: messenger RNA, 4885 nt
Organism: Drosophila ananassae
Lineage: Eukaryota; Metazoa; Arthropoda; Insecta; Diptera; Drosophilidae
Gene: mira
Product: E3 ubiquitin-protein ligase BRE1
Exons: 1
Coding region: 2299-4776 (825 amino acids)
Source: RefSeq, a predicted model, not a curated record